CAACAGGAUGGAAACCGGAAAGCAGCAGAUCGAGGAAGACGAACAGCGACAGCGGAGCGAGCUCACUUCGGCGAUUAACCGCUUCAUGCGGCGGGUGCCGAAGAGAGCUCACAUUGAAGAGCAGCACGAACCCGGCAAAUUCGUUCGACCGCUAUCUCCAAUUCACGACAAUGGCGCAGCUGGUAGUGAUGCCGAACUUCCAGAAACUUCGCACAAGGUUAUUAAUCGGAAAGUUACGGAGAAACUUACAAAUGAGUUAUCCAGAGUGAAGGCAGAACUUGAAAUGAUGCGAUUGGAGAAAGAGAAGCUAUGUCAGAUUUUGGCUAAUAGAGAUCAUGAAGAAAACGAGUUCUAUACAGCUAAAUCGAGUACGAUGCGUGAGGAACAAGCUACCACAAACGAGACAUUCCUCACAACGAUGAGUAAUAUGUCCCGGAGUACUCUAAAUAUACCCGAAUGUGCUCCAAUAGCUGGCGAGACGGAGCUGAACAAGCGAUCAUACGACCAUUGGAAAAACGUGUUGAAUGCAUCCAUGAACCUUAUUCAAGCUACCGAUGAGUCAACUAAGAUGAAUUUGUUUCGUAUCAAAGCUGGUCCUCUACUACUCGAACUACUUGAUGGUACCAACACACAAGAAGAAAUGCCAGAUGAGAAACAAUAUCCAUUCUUGAACGCAAUUGCCCGGUUGGAUGCGCAUUUUGAUUCAAGAGCAUACGUACUGUCUCAGCGAAGUAAGUUGGCCAAUAUGGUACAAAGCAAUGGAGAAUCGAACAUCCAAUAUGUACAACGGGUUGCGGCGGCAUCAAAAUUAUGCAGUUAUAAACAGGAUGAAGAAUUCGAAGCAAUUUCUAGAACAGUGACCAGAGGGUCGACAGAUAGUCGUAUUAGAACUUUUGCCUACCGAGUAUUAAUCAAUGGAGGCUCCCUGAACGAUUUGAUGGACCGGGUUCGCAGCCGAGAAGUGGAGCUACAAAUGAGAAUGAUUAUUGCAGAUUGCACCAGAAGCAAUCUGCUACAGUAGCAGCCGUUACACGCUAUAAUAAUGUGCCACGUCAGCGUAUAAAGGAUCAUUCGAAACGUAUAAAGGAUACAACAAUCGUGGUAGAGGAUCAUUCAAUCAUGGUAUAAUGAGAAAUCAAAGACGUUCUCAAGCAUGUUGGAGGUGUUCAAGCGCGUACCAUACACCCGAGGAUUGUUUCCACGUCAACAAAAUAUGUCGCAGUUGCAACCGCCGCGGUCACAUAGCUAGAGCAUGCUCUACACAAGGUAAACAGGAACUGA
Messenger RNA from Wyeomyia smithii (pitcher-plant mosquito), 1281 nucleotides. RefSeq lists its product as uncharacterized. The transcript has 2 exons. The coding region runs from base 8 to 1021 and encodes 337 amino acids. The record is from RefSeq and is a predicted model, not a curated record. Lineage: Eukaryota; Metazoa; Arthropoda; Insecta; Diptera; Culicidae.